Molecule: messenger RNA, 2580 nt
Organism: [Torrubiella] hemipterigena
Lineage: Eukaryota; Fungi; Ascomycota; Sordariomycetes; Hypocreales; Clavicipitaceae
Source: the annotation of a GenBank genome assembly
ACUGGCCCGGCGAGUCAUAUCCCGCUCAAGAAUCACGACUCUUCUCACCGUAGCCAUCAAUUCUCAUACUCUGAAAAUUGACGAAUUAUGUAGUUCACAUCUCUGUAUCGCAGUGCUUGUAAAUCGUGAACUGCCACAUCAUGCAAGGCAGCGCCAUGGCUUCACCACAAUCGGGCCGGAUGCUCGCCACCAAACCAACACUCUAAACCUCAAACCCAGUCAGCCCGUCCGUCGGCUUGUUGCGGGUACUCUACAUGCCCACGUUCUCGGCGCUACUACGCUAGCCAGCGACUGCGGGGAGAGAAAAGUACAGUACGUAGAGUAGAAUGGGAGGCCCCGAAGCUCUGGCCCACGCCCUGACGAUCGCGGGGGGCCCGGUCGCCCAUGAAUGCAAUUCCCAAGUCCCGGAAACCCUUCUUUUUCCCUUCCUUUCGCUAUUCCAUUCAGCCCUUUUCUCAUGCUCUCCUCUUUCUGCAACACUUCCUUUGGACGGGGACCCUGAAACACUCCACCUUUUUUCUUGUCGUCCUUUUCCCCAAUGCCGCAGAUGGUCGAUGUACCGCCCACCCAGAUCAGCAGACGCAGGACCCAGGCCGCCUGCGAUGUCUGCGUCCUCCGGAGAGUAAAGUGUGACGAGCAGCGGCCGUGUCGCGAGUGCCAGAAGCGAUGCCUCGAGUGCGUCACGCAGAAACAGCGUCGCAAGAGAGGACCAAAGGGCCCGCGUAUCCCCAAGGUAGAUAAAACAUCGCCAACACAAAGCACAAGUCCACCGCAGCAACCGAUUGUGCAUGCUGUCCCUGUGGCAGAGACCCCGGCGACCCCCUCGACACACGCAGUCCCUAGUAGCGACGAAUCUGCAGUCGCCGCGAUAUCCCACGACUCGAGCCUCUCACUAGACUUCACAUGCCACCAGGCACCGAUCCCGCUUAAAGUCUACCUGCACUAUUUGGAAAUCUUCCGUCGCCGGCUCUUCUCGAUAUGGCCCGUCGUCAAUAUCAGCCGCCUCAUUGCGCAAAUCUCAUCGCACAACGCCGACCCAGAGGCCUUUUCGCUGGCGUCGGCAGUAUGCGCUGCGACAAUUGCACAGCUUCGACUUGCGACACAUAGUUCUCACGAUUUUGCAAAGGAUGCGCAGCGCCGUCGCGAGACCUUUGACUAUCGCGAGCGGGCGACCAUGUCGUCGUUUCUGACGUCCUUUUUCCUGCAUAUGUACUACGCCAACACGACGAAAUUGAUGACGGCGGGGUUGUUGUUGCGCGAGGCGAUUGCAUAUGCACAUAUUUUGGGACUAGAUCAAGCGGAUGUGCGCAAAACCGAUGACCUGUCGGAACAUGCGCUCAACGUUCGAGCGUUUUGGCUACUUUUUAUGACGGAGCGGACGUUUUGUAUCCAGAAUAACCUCCCCUCGACACUUCACCCCAUCGAUACGAUCCCGGAUAGCCAAGAUUAUGUAGAGGGCGUGGACCUCGUUGCGUUUGCUAGUCUGACGAAGCUGUUUUCGCAUUUACACGCUGCGAUUGCGUCGCCGUCACGGCGCCGUCCGCGAAGAGAAGGCGACUCGCCACCCACAGUGAAUCGAACAAUUGGCGCUUACAACCCCGGCGACGAGGCGAAGCAGGGUCUAGGCUUCAACGAGACACAGCGAGCAGAUUUGUGCAUCACGAGGCACUGGAUCCGGAUUCUGGCGUGGGAAUAUCUUUUGGGACAGUGCGCUGCAUCGUAUUCGUCUGAUUCUGUUUUUUCCUUGUUUCUCCCUGUUACAGUCGGGCAGGAGAUUCUGUCUACGUUUGCUGCUAUUGACGCUAGUGCCAUUCGUUCACAUGGCUACGGCAUGGAAAUCAAGCUGUUCAAGGUCGCCGACAGUGUAAUUGAUGUCAUGACAUGCGCACCGCGAGCCGCCUGGUCCGACGGCAUGCUCUUGGGAUCUGGCGAUGUUCUCCAAUCCCUAAUGACUACGCUUGGUGCCGUUGGUGGCGCACAAUCUAAAUUUAUGAGCAAGCUGCAGUCUCGCCUUGCUACGCUAGAUGCUGCACCGUCUCCAUCUUGUGGUCUACUGCUAACCCACGGGCCUUACGAGGAAGCGGAGCAAGUCAUUGAACAGGGGCUCGUCCCGUAAGGACGCUACGUUGUAUAGUUCAAUGAAAAAGACAAACCUGUAGCAGUGUUGGUGCUGCUUGGGAUGAUAAUGCCCUUUAUACUGAUAUACAGUACUAUACCUAGUAACCGUAAAACCCCCGCGAAUCGCCUUGGCUGGGAGGCGUUCUGGGGUAAGCCGUAAGCCGGUGGCGUGUAGUAGAUCAAAGGGCCGAUUAUGGCGAUGUUGGUAGCGUGGUUGUGCGUGAGAAACCCCGCUCGUGGGUAAAUCCUUGCCGGUUUGUGGUUAGGCCCAUUAUAGAGCUGUGGAGUUAUAUUUGCGGCCGCCGACAAUAAUUGGGCACGGCUAUUGUUGGAGCGAAACGUUUCAUCGGGACAUGCAUCCGAUUUGCCAAGAUGCUUUGUUUUGUUUGGUUUUGGUGGAUGGGUAGCCAUAUUUUGUAGUUUCAAUUCGUCUGUACCAAUUAUAAAAUACACAUAAAUCAG